AUGGCUCCCUCCUCCUUCUUGUUCUUCUUCUUGCUGACUGUUACAUCUACUGCUACUCACAACAGGAGGGCUCUUCAUCAGCCUUUCUUCCCCAAAUACUCCUCAUCCUCUUAUUCCUCUUCAUCUUCCCACACAACCUUCGGCGCCUUCUUCCCUCUUGAACCCUCCCCGCCGAAUCCGCCUCCUGCGUCCUCCACCGCUGCCUUUCCUACCUUUCCUGUUAAUGUCUCCUCCACGACCGACGCCUCUUCCACCUCCCCCUCCCGCCGCUCUCCGUCCAACCUCCUCCCUGCCGUCGCGACCCCGCUCCUUGCCGUCGCCUUCCUUGUCCUCUCCUUCGUGCUCUUCUUCCACUUACGCCAUCGUCAAGGAGGAGUUGCCGACAACGACGUCGGGUCCGAUAGCAUCCGCUUCUUCCCUCCCCCUGCAGCUUCUUCCGGCGAGCAGGAGAUCUCCGCCGCCGCGCCUUCGUCCGCUGCCUCUCUCGGUGGAUCGGAGUUACUGUCUGUGGGUGUUGCCGGCAGCUCGCAUAGAGACACGAGCGAGAGCUGUGCUUCCGGAGGCUUCACGACGUACUGGAAGCUCCGGUCGCCGGAGCUCCGUCCGCUCCCGCCACUGCCCCGUCAGGUACUACUAAGCGGUGAAGCCUGCCGUUCGUCGACGUCGGAUGAGGAGAUAUGCUCGGUCAACACUUCCCCACCGCCGCCACCAAAGCAUACCUCGCUCCUGCGGCCACCCACACCAUCACCUCCGAAGCGAAGACCACCAGCCCAUUCGCCACCAUCUUCGCCGUUUGAGGCCGAGAGUGACGAGAAGGCAGGAAACUUGCAGUACUCCCCCAGGAAAAACUUGCGCUCGCCAAGAAAAAUAGGGGACUUUGCCAGACGCGCACUCGUCGGUGGACAAAAUCCGCCACCGCCGGCUCCGGUACCUGCAGCUGGUUCUGACGAGGGACAAAACGUCAAGAUUCCAACUUUCCGGCUGCCGCUUCUCGCGCCUCCACGAGACUCUGUGUUGAAGAAGACGGUGAUUUCACGAGAGAAUCCGAAUGCAGCGGAGGUGCACGAGGAGGAUCUUGGACCAAAGUUGAAGAGGUUGCACUCAGAUAAAUCUCAAGCGAUCCCUGAGCAUUGA
Zingiber officinale is the source of this 1134-nucleotide messenger RNA. Its product is annotated as formin-like protein 1. The record is from RefSeq and is a predicted model, not a curated record. Gene Ontology annotation, molecular function: actin filament binding. Bases 1 to 1134 code for a protein of 377 amino acids. Gene Ontology annotation, biological process: actin nucleation; actin cytoskeleton organization. The transcript has a single exon. NCBI's taxonomy places the organism in Eukaryota, Viridiplantae, Streptophyta, Magnoliopsida, Zingiberales, Zingiberaceae.